Messenger RNA from Arabidopsis arenosa, 1875 nucleotides. Lineage: Eukaryota; Viridiplantae; Streptophyta; Magnoliopsida; Brassicales; Brassicaceae. The record is from the annotation of a GenBank genome assembly.
CCAAAAAAAGCUUCCAUCGAUUUCGCAUCAGAUCCAUGAAGGAAUCAGAUCUAACCACCGAACCAAUCGCUCAGAAUCUAAUCAAGCUAAUCAGCAAUGUCUGUUUCUCAGUCUUCGUCUUCACAGUUCUCAUAUUCACAGUAAUCGCCGUCACUUACCAACCACCAGAUCCAUGGCUUGAAUCUGCUCCAGCUCUCACCAAACUCCUAACCGAAACCGAAAACGCAACUUUCAAAAUCGACGGUUCGAUGCUCAAAACCGGUGAAGACAUCGCUUCUUCUUCUCCGGUUUCAGCUCCGGCGGGGCUAGUUACGGAGGCGACGAUUGAGAAAUCCGAGGAGAUAAUCGGGAAUAUGACGGUGAAGAACUCUUCUUCUUCUGAUUAUUCUAUGGAUUGUGAUGAUUUGAAGAUUGUGAAUUGUUCGGAUCCGAGAGUUUUAGUUGCUGUUGAGAGGUUUAAUUUGAAGGUUUUUAAAUCUAUUGUGUUCUUAGAGUACGAAACUCCGGUUAACGGAUCGAAAUUAGACGAAUGCGAUGUUUCGUGGAGGUUUAGGAAUAAGAAGGAGAAGUCUUGGAGGAGAUAUAGAGAUUUCAGGAGGUUUAAGUUUGGAUUUGGUGAGAAUUGUACUUAUAAAGUGUUUCAUACUAGUGGUUGGCAUUCUGGUGUUAAUGCUCGUAGGCCUAAGAUUAGAUCGAGCUCGGGUAGAGGAGGUGGACCGAAGGUUGCUCGUGGUGGUGAUCCCGAGAUUAAUGAUACGAUCCCGACUCUUGGUUCGCAGACGAAUUUUAGGAGAGGGAAGUAUUUGUAUUAUUCGCGGGGAGGUGAUUAUUGUAAGGGUAUGAAUCAGUAUAUGUGGAGUUUCUUGUGUGGGUUAGGUGAAGCAAUGUAUUUGAAUAGGACUUUUGUUAUGGAUUUGAGUUUGUGUUUGUCGGCGAGUUAUAGUUCCAUGGGGAAGGAUGAGGAGGGUAAGGAUUUUCGGUAUUACUUUGAUUUCGAGCAUCUUAAAGAAACAGCUUCUAUUGUUGAAGAGGGUGAGUUCUUGAGAGAUUGGAAGAAAUGGAAUCGGUCUCAUAAACGGAAAGUUCCUAUUAGGAAGGUUAAGACGCAUAAAGUGUCGCCUUUGCAGCUUAGUAAAGAUAAGAGCACGAUUAUAUGGAGGCAGUUUGAUACUCCUGAACCGGAAAAUUAUUGGUAUAGAGUUUGUGAAGGGCAAGCGUCAAAGUAUGUGGAGAGGCCGUGGCACUCAUUGUGGAAAUCAAAGAGAUUGAUGAACAUUGUCUCUGAGAUUAGUGGGAAAAUGGACUGGGACUUUGAUGCGGUUCAUGUGGUUAGAGGUGAGAAAGCGAAGAACAAGAAGCUUUGGCCACAUUUGGAUGCAGACACAUGGCCUGAUGCAAUAUUGACCAAACUUAAAGGACUGGUUCAGGUGUGGAGGAAUUUGUACGUCGCCACUAAUGAACCGUUCUAUAAUUACUUUGACAAAUUGAGGUCUCAGUACAAGGUUCACUUGCUUGAUGACUAUAGCUACUUGUGGGGAAACAAGAGUGAGUGGUACAAUGAGACAAGUCUCUUGAACAAUGGUAAACCGGUUGAGUUUGAUGGGUACAUGAGAGUAGCUGUUGAUACAGAGGUGUUUUAUAGAGGAAAGACUCGUGUUGAGACGUUCUAUAACCUUACCACGGACUGCAAAGACGGGAUCAAUACAUGCUGAAAUUGAUCAGUCAGGUUGUUAUAUGUCUCUUUUAUUACUUUUGUACCACCAGCCAUUUCAUUGUUUAAUUUGUUUUUUGUAUCCUAUUCAAUUAUGCUUGUGUUGUUACCUUCUGUUCUACUAGCAAUUGAAGAGUGUACGUAACGUCUACAUUUUUUUUAUU